UCCUUUUUUUCCUCUCUCACUUCCUUUCGGCCCCUCCGUUGCACUCGUUCUCGGUGCAACAGCAAAUCGCAGCUCGCAAUGCCUUGCGUGCCAGCUCCGAUCUCCUGACCCCAAUCCAAUCCGCACCCCACAUCCGACUCCACCAACAAACAAAUCCGUAUCACCCUCCGAUUAUCCAGGACCGUUGCACUGCCAAUCCGCGUGGGGGGUUGGGGGUUUAACUCGAUCGCUCCGUGGCCUGUCUUCCAAUCCGCCGCCAAGAACUCGCAAUACGCGCGAGGAAGGGGAAGGGAAAUCUGCGCUGAUUUGCAGCGGCGAUUCGAGUUGCGCUCCGCCUUUUUAUCGCGAGCGAUCGGAUUUAUUCCGUUCUUUCUUUUUUUGUCCCUGAACGGGCGGCGGCGAACAGGGGAGAGCCCAAGAAUUGGAGGCGGCGCCGCCGGCGCUACUAGAAUCCGCUGCCUGGUUCGAACUGAAGGGGGGAGCCGAGGGAUGGGGUCCCUGCUGUGCUGCCUGCGCUACCCAGAGGACGGCUCGGUGGCGCCGCCCGUCUGCUGCUUCUGCCUGCCAUGGCCUUUCGUUUACCACGGCGUGGACUCGGGCUCUGCUGCUCGUCACAGAGGUGAUACACGGGUCGCUCCUGAUCGUGGAAGGAUUCCUCUUGCAGCUUGCACCUCUGCAGGACAAGUAGAUUCAAUGGAUACUUUCCGCGCUCCUCCAAGGCCUUUGCCUUAUGAUGAUCCUCGAUUCAGCCCUCCGAUGGUGCAACACCCAAUAGUGUCAGGACACGACAAAUCAUCAACACAUUUUCAGAAACCUGGACAACUUACAGAAAGAAAGAAUACUGAUAUUGGAUCAACUUGCACAUCUCAAAAGGUUGAUGGGUCAUCAGUAAAACAUCACUUAGGAGGUUCAAGAAUUGAUGGAAUACAAGUCUCUGAUUCUUCUGACAAUGAGGAUGACUGUCCUAUAUGCCUAGAAGAAUAUGGUUAUGAGAAUCCAAAGAUUGCAUUGCAGUGCAACCAUAAUUUCCACCUUAGUUGCAUUUACGAAUGGAUGGAAAGAAGUCAAGCUUGCCCAGUCUGCGCAAAGGUUAUGUUGUUCAACGAUGAUGAAUGACCCUGCUGAGGCAGAGUCUUCAUCGAUGGCAAGUGGAAAACCCAGGCUAAAUCCAAUAUUCUGUGUACAUAGCACUGAUGGAAUACAGUCGCUAGAUUGUUUGCUGAAACUUCCAGCGGCGCGCAAAGAUUUGAUUUUUCUUUGUAGAGUAGAGAAUCCAUCCCCCACUUUUUUUUGUUUUGUGCCAAUUUACAUUUGAUAUUCUAAACUGAUGGGGUCAUUGAUGUUACAUUUCCACGAUGAUGGUUACGUUAGGUUUUCAUGCUGAAAAUCUUAGGUUGUGCAAACCUCAGUUUGUGGCUGAUAUUCAAAGUGAAUUAACAAGAAACAGAUUAGUGGCCAUUAGUGCCACCUCUUGGCCAAUGAUUUGCAGGAGGA
Setaria italica (foxtail millet) is the source of this 1494-nucleotide messenger RNA. RefSeq names its product E3 ubiquitin-protein ligase At3g02290. The record is from RefSeq and is a predicted model, not a curated record. NCBI's taxonomy places the organism in Eukaryota, Viridiplantae, Streptophyta, Magnoliopsida, Poales, Poaceae. Bases 490 to 1116 code for a protein of 208 amino acids. The transcript is spliced from 5 exons. Gene Ontology annotation, molecular function: ubiquitin-protein transferase activity.